Messenger RNA from Hydractinia symbiolongicarpus, 2307 nucleotides. RefSeq names its product leucine-rich repeat-containing protein 74B-like. The record is from RefSeq and is a predicted model, not a curated record. Gene Ontology annotation, molecular function: small GTPase binding; calcium ion binding; GTPase activator activity. The transcript has 16 exons. Gene Ontology annotation, cellular component: perinuclear region of cytoplasm; nucleus; cytosol. NCBI's taxonomy places the organism in Eukaryota, Metazoa, Cnidaria, Hydrozoa, Anthoathecata, Hydractiniidae. Gene Ontology annotation, biological process: activation of GTPase activity; nucleocytoplasmic transport. Bases 142 to 2091 code for a protein of 649 amino acids.
GUUUAUAAAAUACUAUUGUAUAUAAAUAGUUUCUGUCUAAUGGUUUAACUUGAGCUGUCUCGUUGUUUAGUUGAAGUAUAUCACGUAACGAGUUUUAGAAAUUUUUUCAAAUAAUGUUCUUCCAAGCACACGAAAGCAUAAAUGAAGAAGCAACAUGUUCGCGCGCAUACAUCUCAUGGAACACGACCUCGCAAACCUGUCCAAACAGCAGAACAGAAAAGAAAAACGUUGACAUCUGCAGAUGUAAAACUAACGUAUUCGAGAGAAAGGUCUCAAAACAAACCCUCAACUUCACAAGAAAAUGUAUCAAGAUGGAGUGCCAAAAGGAAAGAUUCUCUAACCGUCAACUUUCAAACUGACUUCGGGCAGAAUGCAAAGCGCGAUCGUCCUGCUUUUAGCGCAAUUCAACGAAAGAAAAAUACACAUGCAAACAAAUCGGGUUCAAACAAUAUUGAAAAAAGAGAUUCAGUCAUCAGGACACAAAGCAUCACAUCUUCACAAAGUUUACCAGAAGUAAGCAUUGAUAAACCACAGAAAGAUGUAACUUCGUUAAACAGGACAGUUACAGAUUCUUUAGACUCUGCUGUUAAUGUAGAUAAUGAAAACAUUUUUAUCACACAAUGCAACAAAAGGGAGAGGAAACAGAAGGAAGCUUGGAGUGACGAGCAAAGAAAUGAAACCUCGAUAUCGUGUGCAUCUAUCGAGUCUGUGAAUGAUGAUAACAGCAGUGAUUAUGAUACAGAUAUCGAAGACAGCUUUCCAGAACCGGAGUGCUCUCCCUAUGAUCCUAGUGCGACAGAUAUAUAUAUUCAAGAAUGUAAAGAUAUUGGCUUCAUUCCCAUUUCUUUUCUUAUGAAAAAAUUUAGAAAUAAAACGCUAGAAAUGCGUCACCACGGGCUUGGUGUAAAUGGUACCUUGGCUGUGACGAAGGCUUUACUGAACAACACGUGCAUAACACAACUGGAUCUUUCGGAUAAUCAAUUGAAAACAGAGGGUGGACUAACUUUUGCCGCUAUGUUGCAUGAAAAUAACUAUAUUUCAGACCUGGUGUUAUGUGACAACGAACUUCUUCCUGAGGCUGGCAUCGCGUUCGCAAAAAUGCUGCUAGUCAAUACUACCUUAAAGUAUUUAAAUUUAAAAGGAAAUAGAUUCACAGAUCGUGUUGCGAAAGCCUUUGCCGAGUCUUUGAAAAUCAACAAAUCCCUGCAAGAAUUGAAUUUAAGCUACAACGAAAUCGGUGAGCAAGGUGGACUUUAUUUGGGGGCCGGAUUGGCACUGAACAAAUGUUUAAAAUCUUUUAAUUUAAAAUGGAAUUGCAUAAGAGGCAAAGGAGCUGUUUCAGUUGCAGCUGCUCUAAGGAAAAAUUGCUGCCUGACUGACUUAAAUUUGUCAUGGAAUGGAAUUUCUUUUAUUGGAUGCUUAGCAUUCGGACGUCACUUAAAAGUAAACAAGGCAUUGAAAAGUCUUGACAUCAGCAACAAUCGUAUUGGUGUAUAUGGCGCUUCAAAGAUAGCUCAUGGCCUGGCGGCACAUCCAUGUCUCCAUACAUUUAAGAUUGGUUUGAAUCCAAUUGGUGAUGAAGGAGUGAUGUACGUUCUGGAAGCUGUUUUUAAAAACGCGUCUAUCGAACUGCUUGGCUUAGAUGACAUCACUGUGUCUCAUGACACAUACAAAAUGAUAUGUAGUCUUGAAAAUACACGAGAUAUUACCAUAGUAACGGGUGGUUUGGGCGGAUACAGCAAGGGAAAGCCUCCACCUUCUGGGAUGGACGUGUUGGUACAGUUUAUUCAAGACAAUCGAAUGCGACUCACAGAUUUAUUCUUUCAAUGGGACAAAGACAGGAGUGGAGAUAUUUCAAAAGAAGAAUUUUUGCGCGGGCUACUUGAAACUGGUUUGAAAAUGGAUAAAUUUCAAUUGAUGAAUUUGAUCGAUCAGAUUGACAAAAAUAAUGAUGGACUUAUAGAUUUCAGUGAGAUCACUGCUGGUCGAAAACUGGUUGUCAACGAGAGAAGAUUUCAGAAAAAAGUUGCUAUUCGCACUGAAGAAAGAGAAGCCGAAAGUAUACGCCUCCCAAAGAUCAAAGGCUUUUAAAGAAAGAAAGUCACGGUGUGAAAAUGUUUCACGGAAGAUUAUUCAAGAAAGACAAUGCAGAUGUUUCAACUUCGUGCCCAGUGUCUUGAGUAUUACGCUUAGCAAGAUAACAAAUAUAGCUGGAAAUUCUAAUACUUUAAUACUGCAACGACUGUACAUUAUUUGGAUGCUUUUCCAACCUCAAUCCCAGGACCCGUUGUCUGUCUUUGUAUAUUG